This is a messenger RNA of Drosophila takahashii, 4505 nucleotides long. It is a transcript of the gene Pdk1, whose product is annotated as Phosphoinositide-dependent kinase 1. NCBI's taxonomy places the organism in Eukaryota, Metazoa, Arthropoda, Insecta, Diptera, Drosophilidae. Gene Ontology annotation, biological process: peptidyl-serine phosphorylation; intracellular signal transduction. Gene Ontology annotation, molecular function: protein serine/threonine kinase activity; ATP binding. The record is from RefSeq and is a predicted model, not a curated record.
AACAGAAAUUCAUUUCAUUUCGGAAAUUCGACGGGUUCGGUUGUAGAUCGCGCUUGCCAGACCGAAAAUUAAACUCGAACUGAAACCGAAGGCAGAGUUAUUACAAGCGGCCGAGUUUUCCUUUAGCGCGCCAAAAGGAAAAGCGAGUGAAGAAAAGAUCCCGUGUUUACGUACUGAAACAAUUUUACAAUUGUCGCCGAGCGGUGAAACUGCAAGUGAAGAAAAUAAAAGGAAAAUAACUGAAAAACAAGAGCAUAAACAAGACAAAUAAAAUAAUUAGUGGAAAAGCAAGUGAAAAGAAAACCAACUGAAGAAAUUAUGAGUGUGGAGAGCAGCGACUACUGACAAAAGCAAUCCGUUUACCGUUGUCUUCUGUCUUCUCCCCGCCUCUUCCUCCCCGAAAACGGAGGAGACCGCGAAAAAUACCAUGAAAUGUAAAAGCUGGUCCAACAAAAUCAACAACUACGUUGUGCGCAAACUAAAGUCCAUCAAGAUUAACGGUACUCAACAGCAGCUUCAAUCGCCAAUCGCAGCGGCCGCCGUCGUCUCGGUAGCAGCCGCCUCGAGCAGCAACUACAGCACAACAACAGAUUGCAGCGACAACUGCAACUGCAGCGGCAGCAACAACGGCAUCGAGCAGUUCAACAUUGCUGCCACCACAGCAACAGCGGCGACAGCGGCAACAAUGCCGGCUAUGGCCAAGGAGAAAGCCUCAGCACCAGUGUCCUUGAGCGAGUCCAACUUCAUUGAUCUCAACCUGAAGGACCUGGCCGUAGUCGUUGGAGCCAUGGCGACCACAGCGGCCACGCGGCUGCACCACCAGCAAACGCAGCACACGUGUGGCUGCGGAGCGGUGUCGGCGGUAUCAGCAACUGAGAACAACAACAACAGUCGCUACGGCAGCAGCAAGUAUCUGACAAAUGGCCACACUUCGCCUUUGGCGGCAGCGGUUGCCAGCAACAGUUCGUCGGUGGCCACCACGCCGCAGUGCAGCAAGUUGUGCUGUCUGCAGCGGUACCAGAAUGGCAUGUGCGAACUGAGGCAAAAGACGGAGAUACUGGGCAUGUUGCAGCAGCAGCAGCAACAGCAGGCGCAACAGCAGCAGCUAAAGCAUCAGCAACAACAGCAACAGCAGCAGCAACAACAGCAGCAACAGCAACAACAGAAUCCUGCGCCCAGAAGGUCGCCAAACGAUUUCAUUUUCGGUCGUUACAUCGGCGAGGGCAGCUUCAGCAUGGUUUAUCUGGCCGUGGACAUUCACUCGCGACGCGAGUAUGCAAUCAAAGUAUGCGAAAAGCGCCUGAUCCUGCGCGAACGCAAGCAGGACUACAUAAAGCGGGAGCGCGAGGUGAUGCACCAGAUGACCAACGUGCCCGGCUUCGUGAACCUGUCGUGCACCUUCCAGGACCAGCGCUCCCUCUACUUUGUGAUGACCUACGCCCGCAAGGGUGACCUCCUGCCGUACAUCAAUCGCGUCGGAAGCUUCGACGUGGCCUGCACCCGUCACUAUGCCGCCGAGCUGCUCCUGGCCUGCGAGCACAUGCAUCGCCGCAAUGUCGUCCAUCGCGACUUGAAGCCCGAGAACAUCCUGCUCGACGAGGACAUGCACACGCUGAUCGCCGACUUCGGUUCCGCCAAAGUGAUGACCGCCCACGAAAGGGAACUGGCCACGGAGCACUGCUCGGAGCAGCGACGCAGCCACUCGGACGACGACGACGACGAGGACAGCGAUCGGCAGGCGGAGAACGACGAGGACGAGUACGGCGAUCGCGACUCUGAGGAGCUGGAGGACGGCGAGGGCGACGAGGAGCAGCAGCAGCAGGACGAGAUGGACUCGCCGCGCCACCGGCAGAGGCGCUACAAUCGUCGCCGGAAGAACAGCUUCGUGGGCACCGCCCAGUAUGUCUCGCCGGAGGUCCUGCAGAACGGACAAAUUACCCCCGCCGCGGAUCUGUGGGCGCUCGGCUGCAUCGUCUACCAGAUGAUCUCGGGUUUGCCGCCGUUCCGCGGCAGCAACGACUACGUCAUCUUCAAGGAGAUCCUCGACUGCGCCGUCGACUUCCCGCAGGGCUUCGACGCGGAUGCCGAGGAUCUGGUGCGCAAGCUGCUGCGCGUGGAUCCCCGCGACCGCCUGGGCGCCCAGGACGAGUUUGGCUACUACGAGAGCAUCCGCGCGCAUCCCUUCUUCGCCGGCAUCGACUGGCAGACGCUGCGCCAGCAGACCCCGCCCCCCAUCUACCCUUAUUUGCCGGGCGUCAGCCAGGACGAGGACUUCCGCUCCAGCUACACAGUGCCUGGGGAUUUGGAGCCUGGUUUGGAUGAGCGACAGAUCUCGCGACUCCUAAGCGCGGAGUUGGGCGUGGGCAGCAGCGUAGCCAUGCCCGCCAAGCGAUCCACAGCAAAGAACUCCUUUGACCUGAGCGAUGCCGAGAAGCUGCAAAGGCUCGAGCAGCAGAAGACUGACAAGUGGCACGUGUUCGCCGACGGCGAGGUGAUCCUCAAGAAGGGGUUCGUGAACAAGCGCAAGGGGCUGUUUGCCCGCAAGCGGAUGCUCCUGCUGACCACCGGACCGCGGCUCAUCUACAUCGAUCCCGUGCAGAUGAUCAAGAAGGGCGAGAUCCCGUGGAGCGCAGACCUGCGGGCGGAGUACAAGAACUUUAAGAUCUUCUUUGUGCACACGCCAAAUCGCACCUACUACCUGGACGACCCCGAGGGCUAUGCCAUCCACUGGUCGGAGGCCAUUGAGAAUAUGCGCAAGCUGACCUACGGCGACGCCACCUCCGCCUCUGCAGCGUCCUGCUCGAGCGGCAGCAGCAAUAGCCUGGCCGUCGCCUCGAAUUCCUCCGCCGCCUCCUCGAGCAGUUCGCCCACCGCGCGACGCAGUUCGCCCGUGAACGCUCCUAUUCAAAGUACGACGACGAUACUGGGAAGCAGCAGAACAGGGACGUCGCCGAGCAAAAAGACGGCGUCCAAGUGAACGUCGUAAACCUAGUUGUAGCAAUGUGAAAUUAAAUUAUAAUUUAGUUGAAAUUUAGUGCAAACGAGAGGUAGCAAACUAGAACAUAUAUGGUAUACAGUAAGCAUAGCAGUAGGCGUAGGCGAUAAUGAGAAGGGAAACUAUUGAUCGUGUCUCUAGUGCUAAUUAGAACCCAAUUUCUGUUUUUCUGUUUUCGUUUUAUAUGCGUGCUUAGGGCGGAGAAUAAAACACUAAUCUACACAGUAAAGUAAAUUCAAUUUAAAACCUAAAUUAAAUAUUUAUAUACAACAUACAUGAAUACAAAUAUAUAUUCGUAUUUAGCGCGUAGUUAGUCACAAUUUAAAUGAAUUACCAAACUAGGAUCAGAUCGAGAUCGAGAUUGAAGAUCAGAUCAAAUCGAUCGAAAUUUCAUGAAGCAAACGAAAGAGAAGCCGUAUUUAAUUUGUGAAUUACUAGAAAAAUGUGUGAAAAAAUGUAAUAUAUAUAUGUUUGGAGAAGAGGGAUUACUGUUUCUGUGUUAUGGUGGCAAAAAGAUCACGUAUCUGUAAAUGUAAAUUUUGUAAAGAAAUGUAACUAUGUAAACAAAACUAUAUUAGCUAUAAAUGUGCACGGCAAAAAGAGCCUAAGAAGGAGAUGCGGCGGAGCUCGGGAAUAUGUAAUCGAUGUUUUCCCGCAGCUCCAAGCCGCUCAGCAGCUUUCUAGUUAAUUCUAAUCUAAAGUUCUACGCUAAUUAUCAUUAUUUAUCGUUUUCAUUAUGCUUUCCGUUUACCCAUUCGCCCUAUGAAGAAAUGUAUAAGACUUGAGCUACUCUAAUUGUAACCCUAAUGAAAGAACGAAUUUCGAAUUUGAUUUAAUUUUUAUUUAGUAAGAGGGCCGUACGCCAACCGUCGUUUCCAAUUGAUUGAGUGUGUAAAGCAAGUCUUGUACAAUGUAACGUGUAAUAGAUUUAAUGCAGACUGGGAAAUGUUUCUAAAACUCGCGCGUAUUAGUUAAAUUUUGUAAUCGUCUAAGUUGCGCCCACUACUACUAUUACUACUACUAAACGCCCAUCCCCUCCCACAUUUACCUGUAAGCCAUAGCGAAUAAGCGACGAGCAGAGGAGGUGUAGAGUAAGGAACCGAAGUUGAAAGAAAGCAAAAAAUACAUUUUGUACAUACAUAUCGCCCUUGGGCGUGGCAGCGGCUAGCGGCCGCGGCAGUCGAUAUAAUAAAUCUAAACCUAAUCUAAUUUGUUUGUAACUCCUAAGUAAAUUAUUUUUGCUAACCUUAAGUAAAUUAAAUUUAACGCAAUAUGCAAACCACACACACACACUUACAUAAGUAUACAAUUAAUUAAAUUAAACGAAAAUUACGAUUUAUUACAAGAUGUCAUAGUACCGGAGAGCCACUAAUAGUGAGAGAACCCUGUAAAAUAAAUAUUUAAACCAAUUAUAUAUAUUAUCUAUAUAUGAAUACCAGAACAAGAACGGCAAAAAGCAAGAAGCAAGUAAAAUAAAAAAUAUUAUAUUAUGCGUAAAGUACAUUGGUCA